AGCAGGCACGAGUUAGCCAGUUACCCUGGGCUGGCGAGGGACCACUGUCGUACACGUAGUGGGAAAGAAGAGGUCCUGAUGCGCGAGUCAACGCAGCCCUCGGCGGAGAUGAAGGCGGACUCUGACUGGUUCUGAUUUUUCAAAGUCAUUUUCAUUCAGCAGGUUGCAUGCCAACGGUUGUCAUGAUGGCAGAGCCCCUAUCCCCAGCACCCACCGCUGCAAAAAUGGCGUCAGUGGACCGGGUCCGCGCGUUGACGUUAAUUUUCUUGACUGUCACUGGUUGUUUUGUCACCUCGACAAGUGGCAAGGAAGGGUCCGAGGAGACCGUCAUCAGUGGCCUCCGUCUGGAGGACACGGACGACAUUUCCUUCAUGGAUAAAGGCUACUUGCGGGUGAGUGAGCGCUCUCGGAUCAAAUUAAGAGUGUACGGGCAGAACAUCAACAACGAGACCUGGUCCAAGAUUGCCUUCACGGAGCACGAGAGGAGCCGGGCGGGGGUGAGCCUUGACAGCUCCUCGGGGGAUAACCACAGCCAAGAGGACUUGUCCGGCUUGCAUCCCUGCGGCAUCAGGACUUCAGAUAUCAUUAUUUUACCAAACAUUGUUGUGAACCGAAAGACAUCGGGAAUAGUUGAGAUCGAGGUCAAACCUCUGCGAAAGACGGAGAGGAGCAAAGCGUAUUACCUUUGUAUCGCCACCUCCACACCUGCCGCGGCUGGAAUGCACGACCCGUGGACGGAGAACACCUGGAUUUACCACGACGGCGAAGACACCAGGGUGAUCGUCGUGGAGGAGAAAAAGUUUUUGCUGCCUUUCUGGCUCCAGGUCAUCUUCAUCUCAAUGCUGCUUUGUCUGUCUGGUAUGUUCAGCGGCUUGAACCUUGGGCUCAUGGCUCUGGACCCCAUGGAACUCCAGAUAGUUCAGAAUUGUGGCACGGAAAGGGAGAAAAACUACGCCAAAAAGAUCGAACCUGUCAGGAGCCAAGGGAAUUAUUUGCUUUGCUCGCUUCUGCUCGGUAAUGUGUUGGUGAAUACAACGCUGACCAUUCUGCUGGACGAUAUCGCCGGUUCAGGAUUGAUAGCUGUGGUCAUGUCCACCAUUGGAAUAGUCAUCUUUGGGGAAAUCGUGCCACAGGCCAUAUGCUCCAGACACGGCCUGGCCGUUGGUGCCAAUACCAUUUUCCUGACCAAAUUCUUCAUGUUACUCACCUUCCCCGCUUCCUACCCGGUGAGCAAGCUGCUCGACUACCUGCUGGGGCAGGAGAUCGGAACCGUGUACAACCGGGAGAAGCUUCUGGAGAUGCUGCGCGUCACGGAUCCUUACAAUGACCUGGUCAAGGAAGAGCUCAACAUCAUCCAGGGUGCCCUGGAGUUGAGGACUAAGACCGUGGAAGUUGUGAUGACGCCUCUUCGAGAUUGCUUCAUGAUACCCUGGGAUGCCACCCUUGACUUCAACACCAUGUCCGAAAUCAUGAAGAGCGGAUACACACGCAUUCCGGUCUUCGAGGGUGAGAGGUCCAACAUAGUAGACCUUCUCUUUGUCAAGGACCUGGCCUUUGUUGACCCGGAUGAUUGCACGCCACUCAAAACCAUCACAAAGUUUUAUAGCCACCCGUUGCACUUUGUCUUCAAUGACACCAAGCUGGAUGCAAUGCUGGAAGAGUUUAAGAAAGGAAAAUCCCAUCUGGCCAUAGUUCAGAGGGUCAACAAUGAGGGUGAGGGAGACCCUUUCUACGAGGUUCUCGGUAUUGUCACCCUGGAGGACAUUAUUGAGGAAAUCAUCAAGUCAGAGAUCCUGGACGAGACAGACUUGUACACUGACAACAAGACGAAGAAGAAAAUCACCCAUCGCGACAGGAAGCAAGAUUUCUCGGCCUUCAAGCCUACCGACAAUGAAACCAAGGUUAAAAUAUCACCUCAGCUUCUGCUGGCUACCCUGCGUUUCCUAGCAACAGAGGUAGACCUCUUCGCACCGCCACAAAUGUCUGAAAAGAUUCUACUGCGCUUGUUGAAGCACCCCAAUGUCAUCCAGGAGCUGAAAUACGAUGAGAAGAGCAAGCGGGCGCCAGAGCACUACCUCUUCCACAGGAACAGACCUGUGGACUAUUUCAUCCUCAUUCUGCAGGGCAAAGUGGAAGUGGAGGCAGGAAAAGAGGGGAUGAAGUUUGAAGCAGGACCAUUUUCCUUCUAUGGAAUGCUGGCGCUCACCGUCUCACCAGUCCCGCUGUCACUUUCUCGAACAUUUGUCAAUAGGGCCGAUUCAUUAGCUGGAUCACCAGAGAAUAAAUCUCCACCGCGGCCGUUUGGACUGAACUACUCGGACUCUCAGAACAGGAGCGAUCGAAUAGAUGCCAUCACUCCGACUUUGGGCAGCAGCAACAAUCAGCUGAACUCCUUCCUGCAGAUCUACGUGCCUGACUACUCUGUCCGAGCGUGCUCAGACCUGUACUUUAUCAAGGUAACACGGCAGCAGUACCAGAACGCCGUGAUGGCGUCCCGCAUGGACAAGACGCCGCAGUCCACAGACAGCGAGUUCACCAAGAUUGAGCUGACGCUGAACGAGCUGGAGACCCCCAUCACGCUCGCCGGCACUGCCGGCCACGCCCCGGCUGUGACUGUAGCCUUGGCCAACGAGGCUUCCCACCUUCUCAACCAGCAGCACAAUUGCGUGGCCGUGAGCAGGAGCAACCACAGCGCGCACAACGAGUGGCCCAUCUAGCCCCGCGCCCAGCAUGGUGGAGGCCCGAACCCUCCGCCUUUCUGCCUGACGGACGCACGGUGCAGUCGUGUAGCUAGAGAUGAGGUAACACGGGGGGGAGCGUGGGCAGGCACAGUGCACCCACUCAGUCGGUUGGUAAGGCCCCUCCCAAAAGGAGAGGUGGGGGGGGUGAGGGGGGCGGUGGGCGUUGAACACCCUCCCACAGUUGUUGGCAGCCCUGUUCAACUACACGUUCUAAAGACGGUGCUGUGACUGAGAUUCCUUUUGGGACGAUUUGACACUUUCAUCGCGGUAACUUGGACGAGAAGACAACAGACUGCACACACACACACGUGCGCACACACACACACACACACACACACACACACACACUCAAACACACUGUACUUUCCACUCAGGCCAAAGACCUUGGUCCCCUGUGCCGCUUUUUUUUUUUUUUAAACACUGGA
Hippocampus comes (tiger tail seahorse) is the source of this 3166-nucleotide messenger RNA. RefSeq names its product cyclin and CBS domain divalent metal cation transport mediator 2b (gene cnnm2b). Gene Ontology annotation, molecular function: magnesium ion transmembrane transporter activity. The record is from RefSeq and is a predicted model, not a curated record. NCBI's taxonomy places the organism in Eukaryota, Metazoa, Chordata, Actinopteri, Syngnathiformes, Syngnathidae. Bases 168 to 2717 code for a protein of 849 amino acids. Gene Ontology annotation, cellular component: plasma membrane. The transcript is spliced from 8 exons. Gene Ontology annotation, biological process: magnesium ion homeostasis; transport.